This is a messenger RNA of Boleophthalmus pectinirostris (great blue-spotted mudskipper), 1990 nucleotides long. RefSeq names its product neoverrucotoxin subunit alpha-like. The transcript is spliced from 3 exons. Lineage: Eukaryota; Metazoa; Chordata; Actinopteri; Gobiiformes; Gobiidae. The record is from RefSeq and is a predicted model, not a curated record. Bases 321 to 1706 code for a protein of 461 amino acids.
CAGAGCACCUGCCGUUCAGAUCACCUGCCGUUCAGAGCACCUGCCCUUCAGAUCACCUGCCGUUCAGAGCACCUGCCGUUCAGAGCACCUGCCCUUCAGAUCACCUGUCGUUCAGAGCACCUGUCGUUCAGAGCACCUGCCGUUCAGAGCACCUGUCGUUCAGAGCACCUGCCGUUCAGAGCACCUGCCGUUCAGAGCACCUGCCGUUCAGAGCACCUGCCGUUCAGAGCACCUGCCCUUCAGAGCACCUGCCCUUCAGAGCACCUGUCGUUCAGAGCACCUGUCGUUCAGAGUACCCCAGAAGACUUCAGAGGACGACAAUGGCACAGUUGGAGCAAAAGGCUAAAAACAAUCAGAUGAUUGUUGGAGGUCUGGGCCGACCGUUCACUCUGGGCAUGUUGUAUAACGCCCCAAAGGACCAACUCAUCCCAGGAAUGGCCCUUUGGGACUCACAAACUUUACAAAGUCUGACGGUGAAGAAGCCCCAGAGGAGCAGUCACUUUGACGUCAGAUCGUCAGACUCCACUGCAGACACGUCCUUUAACCUGAAUGUGAACGCGUCUCUGAAGCUCAGCUUUCUGAGUGGCCUGAUUGAAGUGGGGGGGUCAGCCAACUACCUGAACAACAAAAAACAAUUUAAAAACCAGAGCAGAGUGACCCUGCAAUACCAGGCCACCACUCGUUUUGAGCAGUUGUCCCUCACAGCAGAUGUGUGUGAGAAAAUACAGAACAGUGUGAUUCAUGAGAAGGGCCUGGGCACACAUGUGGUCACAGGGAUAGAGUACGGAGCCAACGCUUUCUUUGUGUUCGACAGUCAGAAGGUAGACUCUAGUGACCUCCAGACUGUCAAAGGACAGUUGGAGGUAACUAUCAAAAAGAUUCCUGAGUGUGAUAUUCACGGAGAGGCAAAGGUAGAACUCACUGAAGAAGAAAAAAACCUAGUUAAAACAUUGUCUGUUCAGUUUUAUGGAGAUUUUCUUCUUGAGAGCAAUCCUGCAACAUUUGAUGCAGCUGUUCAGACCUAUGUGACUCUGCCCAAGCUGCUGAUGGGAGCAGACGGCAAAGAACCAGUGAACACUGUUCCUGUGAAGGUCUGGCUGCUUCCACUGGAGGUCUUUAAAAAUGAGCCUGUUCCAGUGACUAAAGGCAUCAGUGUAGGUUUAGUGCUGGAGGCUGAGGAGACUCUGGAGGAUCUGGAAAACAUUACCAUGAGGUGUAAUGAAUGUUUGUCUGUCAGUGCAGUGGGGAAGUUCCCUGAGCUUCAGCAGCAGGUGCACAAGUUCUACAAACUGUGUCACUAUUAUGGUGUACAUCUGCAGAGGCAGAUGGCAGAGACAUGUCCUGCCAUUCGAGAGGGGACAGUGGAAGAGAGCGUCCUCAGAAGUCUCUUUGACCAGAGACUCAAGUCCCCGUUCAGCCAGGACAGACUCACCAAGUGGCUGGAGGACAAGGAGAGGGAGGUGAGUGUGGUUCAGUCGUGUUUAGACAUAAUGGAGGGAGAGUUAGUGUUUUCCACUCAGGCUGAGCUUGAUAAGUUUGUAUUGAAUCCAGGAGAUGAAGACCGCUGGGUCUAUGCCUUCACCUCUCUGGGGAACGCAGAUCCUCAGCUGGAGGAGAUGGGUCAGUACCUGAAUACUCUGAAGUUCGGGGAAGCCUUUUCAGCUGGGAGAAUUCAUGUUAGAAGCUCCAUGGUUUACGAAAGAUGAUGUGGUGACCAGAAUGCGGCAGAAAGCUGUACAUUUUCACGCAACCAAAGGUCAAGUAACUCAGUGUGUCACAGCGAGAAGCGACACGUCCCACAUCGGUGCUGCUACUUGCAAAUACAAAAACGGGCUCCUGCUAGAAAAAGUUACUGGAUUCAUUGUUGUCACAGAGUAAAGGAGCUUCAAAUGUCCAGAUGAUCCUUGUCAAACUCAUCACCACUGUCCUGUAUUCUCUUUAAGCCAAUGAUUUUGACCUGAUUCUUUUUAAAUGUAACAAAUGUAAUUCA